UUGACUACCAGGGUCGCCAAGGGGCCAAGGUAAACAAAGACUAAUAGUCGAUUGGGGGGGGGGGGUUUGCUAAAACAAAAUCCGACCGCUUAUCCCCCAGAUCCUUGUUUGCCCCCCCCUCCCUCCCCCCUCGUCAUCGAAGAGAAGACCUGGAGUAUGUUUGAAUGGUUCAGCACUAUCGCUGCUUGCUGUUGCUGUUUGCUGUUACUGCUGUGUGUUGCGUUCUCGUUGCGUCGUAUGUACAUCCGUCCCGUAAUCAAGAUUCGAUCAUCCGCCCAAGGUUCAAUCCCUAUUGGCCAGUUCAAAACAAUAAACAAUUCCUGUCAGUCAGUUCAAAAGUACACAUGGCCUUCCAAAGAUAUGCGGGGGGACGACAAAAGUGUCGUAGCGCUGAUGCCUCUUCCAGUCCCUCGGUAAUGUUAUGCACAGGACAACAAAUCCACUUGUCACUGGCAGCGUUUUUUUUUUUUGGUAAUGAUCUCAUCGACUCAUCCACCCAUCCACCCAUCCACUGAAUGUCAGGGAUGUCACAGAGGAUUGUCCUUCCGUUGAAUCCAGGAGGUAUUAAUAACGAGAAUGGCCCUGCUACCCACUGGAGGAAUGGUCACACAAGGAUCUGACCACAGGGUUAUAUUUAGUUCAUUCAAGUAAUCAAAG
Molecule: messenger RNA, 657 nt
Organism: Gamsiella multidivaricata
Lineage: Eukaryota; Fungi; Mortierellomycota; Mortierellomycetes; Mortierellales; Mortierellaceae
Exons: 1
Coding region: 165-515 (116 amino acids)
Source: RefSeq, a predicted model, not a curated record